GAACUCUCCAGUGCAGCUUUCACAUGUCAGCCACGCCCUGUCAUCCCCGCAGCCCCCCAAUGGCCUGGUUGAGUCCCAACACAUGUAGAUAGACAGGCAUGCACAUGGAAGCCCUUCACAUCCUCUCCCCCAUAAGCAUGUCGUCUGCCCGCCCCACCAUGUCACUGUCGCCGUCGCUGUCAAACGUCGUCUGCAUCACCUGCCUUGCCUUGGCUCAGCUCAGCUGCUCGCCCCAUGACCCAUGACGGCCCUCGUCGCUGAUCGCGUCGCUACCUAGGCUCACCCAGAAGAAGCCCUUGCUCCGCCAUACCAGCUCGCAUCCUCUCCACAAUUAGCACAUAAUCCGCUCCACCAGGCUGCGAUUCACAUGUGAAGGCAGAGACAAAGAAGUGGAAUCUCUUUGUGUGCUGCACUAGCCGACCCUGCACCUGCCACCUGCAAGAGCAAGAGCAAACUGCAAGCCCAGACAGGACGCGCACCAUGAACUACGUGCGCUCGCUCACGGGCAGCGUCUCCAAGGGCUGGAACUCGAUCAACCCCGCCACCCUCAGCGGCGCCAUCGAUGCCAUCGUCGUCGAGCGCGAGGACGGCAGCCUGGCCUGCUCGCCCUUCCACGUCCGCUUCGGCAAGUACCAGAUCCUGCGCCCGUCCGACAAGAAGGUCGAGUUCCGCGUCAAUGGCCACGUCCAGCCCUACUCGAUGAAGCUGGGCGAGGGCGGCGAGGCCUUUUUCGUCUUCGAGACGUCGUCCGCCGUGCCCGAGGAGAUGCAGACGUCGCCCAUCGCCUCGCCCGCCUCCAGCCCCGAGCAGAAGCCCGUGAACCUCCGCCUCAACCGCGUCUUCGACGAGCCCGAGCCGCUCGACCUCGAUGGCGUCGACAGCGGCAUACGGCGAAGAGGCCGCUUGUCCAUGUCGGUGCCGCCGUCAGACGCCAUGCUCAUGGACGCGGAGCUGGAGCGCCCAAAGUCGGGCGACUGGUCGGGCUUCCACAUCCAACGCGCCAACACCGAUCUCGUGCUUCCCUCGGCCAACCAAGGCUUUGCAGACACAUUCGAGGAAGAGAAGGAACGAGGUCCACUCGAGAUUAGCAAGGCCGAGGCUACGCUAUGGAACAGGACGGCACGCUCAACCAGCCCGCCGCCAGUGUCGCGCGCUGAAGCCCUGGCUCGCUCCAUCAAGCUUUCCAAGAUCCUCUUCGCCUCCAACAUCCCGAACAAGGUCACCGAGACAGGCGACCUGGAGCUGGACAUGACGGGCUACAAGAGUAGCGAGGAGGAAUCCCUGCGCGCCGAAUUCAUUGCAAGAAAGAUCCUCUCCGACGAGCUUGCGGGAGACUACGAUAUCGGCGCGCUCAUUGGCGCAGACGAGAAUGGCAAUCUCUGGAUAUACAGCAGCGAGGAAGCCAAGGCAGCAGCCAUGCAGAAGUCGUCCCUCUCCGUGCUGGAAGAGGCUGCACUCCACUCGUCUGAUGUCGUCUCCGACCCCGGCUACCAAAGCGACAGCAACCAGAGCGACAGCACAGCCGCCGACUUCUCCCACAUGCGCAGAGACUCGGACAGCACCCUCGGCAUCUCCGCCCCCCACUCCCCAGCCCACACCAAGACGGAGACAAAAAACUACGCAAAGACACUGCGUCUGACCAGCGACCAGCUCAAGGCGCUGAACCUCAAGUCGGGCGCAAACACCAUGAGCUUCACCGUCAACCGCUCAAAGUGCGAAGCCUACAUGUUCUACUGGAAGCACGACGUGCCAAUUGUCAUCUCCGACAUUGACGGCACCAUCACCAAAUCCGACGCCCUAGGUCACGUGCUCAACAUGAUCGGCCGCGACUGGACCCACCAGGGCGUCGCAAAGCUGUACACCGACAUCGUCAACAACGGCUACAACAUCUUCUACCUCACCAGCCGCUCCGUCGGCCAGGCAGACACAACACGCGCCUACAUCAACGGCGUAGUGCAGGACUCGUACCGCAUCCCCAAGGGCCCCGUCAUCAUGAGCCCCGACCGCACCAUCGCCGCCCUGAGGAGAGAAAUUUACCUCCGCAAGCCCGAAGUCUUCAAAAUGGCCUGUCUCCGCGACAUCAUGAGCCUCUUCGACAAACCACCCGGCCAAACCCCCUUCUACGCCGGCUUCGGAAACCGCUUCACUGACGCCCUGAGCUAUAGAUCCGUAAACAUCCCCUCCACACGCAUCUUCACCAUCAACUCCAACGCCGAGGUCAGUCUUGAUGUCCUGUCGCUGAAUAGCUAUAAAACUGGCUACGCAAGCAUGCGCGAAAUCGUAGACCACUUCUUCCCGCCCGUAGGCCUCCUCGUGCCUGCCGGCGGCGAGGCGUUCACAGACUUCAAUUACUGGCGCGAACGCCCGCUCGACAUUGAAGAUUUCACCGACAGCGAGGAUGACGGCGGCGAGGACGGCGACGACGACGAGACGGAAGCAGCCAGCCUCCGCAGCGAGGACGAGGGGUCCGAUAUCGGCGAGGAUCUGGAGGCGAGCUAUUUCACGCAUGACUCCCGCGAUGAUGCCGAUGGGGAUAACGGUAUGGAGGAGUCGAUUGUAGAGAGUAUUGAGGGGGGGGAUGCGGAGGCGGACGAGUAUUAUGAGGAUUAUGGUGAGGGCGAUGCGGAUGAUGAGUUUGCGGAGACGCCGGGGGAGGAGGUCUCGCGCAUGCAUGUUGGGGGGGAUGUGGGUGUUGAUGAGGCGGCUGCGCAGAUCACGGGCUUGAGUGUUAUGGCGAGGGAGGUUACGCCCACGCCUAGACCUAGUCCCGGGGCUAGGCGGUAGUCGGUAGACGUUGUAGUGUAGGGUGG
This is a messenger RNA of Dothidotthia symphoricarpi CBS 119687, 2810 nucleotides long. RefSeq names its product nuclear elongation and deformation protein 1. Gene Ontology annotation, molecular function: phosphatidate phosphatase activity. The record is from RefSeq and is a predicted model, not a curated record. The transcript has a single exon. Gene Ontology annotation, cellular component: nucleus. NCBI's taxonomy places the organism in Eukaryota, Fungi, Ascomycota, Dothideomycetes, Pleosporales, Dothidotthiaceae. Gene Ontology annotation, biological process: fatty acid catabolic process; triglyceride biosynthetic process. The coding region runs from base 481 to 2784 and encodes 767 amino acids.